GUCCCGCUUGGUGGCGGUAUAGAUUUAUUUUUCUGGUGAUCUGUGCGUCUGUGCAGUCGAGGAAGCCAAGAUGGCAGCCAUCAUGAAGGGAACUGUAGCGGUAGAAGAUGUGAACGUCACCUUUGAAGACCAGCAGAGGAUCAAUAAAUUCGCCAGGAACACAAGUCGGAUGAACGAGCUGAAAAAUGAAAUCGAGGCGAAGAAAAAAUCGCUGCAGAACCUUCAGGAUGCCAGCGACGACCUAAUGAUGUUAGACGACGACUCUCUUUUGAUCCCGUACCAAAUUGGCGACGUCUUUGUCAGUCACACCCAGGAAGAGACUCAAGAGAUGCUGGAGGCUGCCAAGGAAACACUGGAGCAGGAGGUCAAAGGCCUCGAUGCCCGAGUGUCCGCGAUACUGCAAGUUUUGGGGGAUCUGAAAAUCCAGCUCUAUGCCAAGUUUGGUACCAACAUUAACCUGGAGGCUGAUGAAAGCUAAGCUGGGAAUUGGACAUUGAAAGCUGCCCCAACUCGGACUUUUUCAUGCAGCUCCUGUAUCACAUCCACCGAGCCAAACAAAACAUCCCCCAGGACUCCGCAUGAACGGCUUAUACGUCUGGCUUUUGUUUACACGGAUGUUGUUUGAUUCUUUAGUUUGUAAUCAAAAUCACAAGGACACCAACAGUUAAGGUAUGGAGAUAAAAUAAAUGCACAUCAUUUGUUACUUAUUGUAAUUCGUCCUGUAUUUAAUGAUCAUGUUUUUUUUAAUGUGCUGAUCAAACUUAAGUAAAAGAUGAGAAACAAAACACCCGUGUAGUAUUUAACACUCUUAACAUUUACAUUGUGAACUCACUUUGUGCUCCACUAUCUCAAAACACAUUAACAAAAUGGUGUUCAUGCAACAAUGUCUGAAAUCCUUAAGAGUAUCGAAUCUGCUUGAAUCAUUCAGAAUGUUGUGGUGCUGCCACCUUAAGGUGAUAAAAUAAGUACCUUCGGUUACUGAUCAA
Molecule: messenger RNA, 986 nt
Organism: Notothenia coriiceps (black rockcod)
Lineage: Eukaryota; Metazoa; Chordata; Actinopteri; Perciformes; Nototheniidae
Gene: pfdn4
Product: prefoldin subunit 4
Exons: 4
Coding region: 71-478 (135 amino acids)
Biological process (GO): protein folding
Cellular component (GO): cytoplasm; prefoldin complex
Source: RefSeq, a predicted model, not a curated record